UGAUACCAGAUUUGUUACAGGAAAUUUUAUUUAUUUAGUUGUAUGAUUCUAAUCCUCAGAAGAGAAAGACUUUUAUUUGAAAAGGUAUCAUUUGUUUUGAAAGUUUAAGGGGAUUUAUUGACAUUUUUUGGUUUGAUUACUUAUUGUUGCAUAACUGUUAUUUAUGUAACAAAAUGUGUAUUAACUGUGGUUAAUGAGCCAUGACCAUUGAGGAAAUGAACAUUGUUGAUAAUUAGGGAAUUUAUAUAAGGAGAAAAGCCUUGCAAUGAAAAGAAAGAAGCAAAUGGUUCAACUUCACAUGUACAACACCAUGGAAUCUUAAAGAAAAGAAAUCAAGUUGAAAUGUCUAAUAUUGCUAGCUAUCUAAGCAAAAGAGAAAUAGGAUCAAAUAACAAGAGAUGGAAUACAAAAGAUAAAGUUCAAGAUUACUUUGAUGAAAUAGGCAGUAAACCUGUGAUAAAUAAGGCAUGCUCCUUGUCGAGAAGAUGUAGAGCUACAUUUCUUGUAGAUUUUAGUUGUGAUAGAACUAAAAUAGCAUCAACUCAUGGUGACCAUAGUGUAAGAAUAACAGAUGCAGCUACAGGAAAGUGUACACAUGUUCUUGAAGGUCAUCCAAGGACACCAUGGUGUUUGGCAUUCCAUCCAUCAUCCAAUCAAAUUGUAGCAUCUGGAUGUCUAGAUGGAGAGGUCAGAAUCUGGGACCUCUUUGGAGGUGGUUCAGAAGUUUGGAGAUGUAAGGAACAUACAGUAAUAGCCUCCCUUACAUUCCAUCCCACGGACAAUCUGUUGGUGUUUGCUGCUGGAAACUCUGUGUACUUCUGGGAUUGGACUAAGCCAGAACCUUUUGCUGUUUGUAGUACUAAACAUGAUUUUGAAAGAGUCAGAUGGGUGAAGUUCCAUCCACACGGCCAUCACCUUUACACGGGAAUAACCAACACUGCUACAUUACAACAGUCUAACUCGUCUAGAGUAUCAUUUAUAAGUGGAAGACCCAGUUUUGUACAGAGAACAAGAGGCUUAAGUAAUGUAUAUGACAACUUGGUCGAGUGUUUUCAGACUUAUCAGAGAGAUAGAGUUAUAAAUUUGGCCUCUGCAGGAUCAGGUCCCAUCGGAAAUACUGCUGAUUUAGAUACUCCUCCCUCACCUGUGCAUGAAGAGGGCCUUAGUUUUGCUCGUCAGUAUGCCAGGCACGUCACAGAAACAGCUGCAUCUGAAGCUGCAGAACAAGAUGAUGUCAUUCCUUCUGAAGAUCAGGGGCCAUCGUCAAGCACUGGUUCUUUACUAUCAGAAGAAUAUUCCUGGAGUCCCCCUUCAAGGACAGCUCCCCCAGAGGAGGCAAUGGAUAGUUCAGCAACAGCUCGUCCUGUCAUUAUUGUAUCAAAUUCACACGAAAGACCGCCAAGGCCAUUAAAUUCAUCCAGGCUCUCAGCAGGGAUAAUUGGCAAUCGUAGGACAGAUAAUUUAUAUAGACAUAUGUUUAGACAAAAUAAUAAUGAUAGUGCUUCUGGGAGUUUAACUAACUUAAGAAGGAGCCCAUUGUCAAGGCCAAGGUCAAUAUUAGACCAAAGUAACUGUGAUGGACAUUGUGAUGUGUGUAGAAACUAUAAUUUGACUGUUCACAAUCGGAGAAAUCAGUCGUCAUUACAGUCUCGUCAAGAAAGACUGGAAAGUCGUAGACGAUAUUGUCGAGAUCGUUUAAUGGCUCUUCGAAGGAGGCAGAAUGACCUGCCUACUUGUAGUUUUAAUGAAAGGUCAUCUAUUUACAGUGAUAAUUCUUCUGAAAGACUGUCUGAUCAUAAUCAACGAUUUAAUUUGAGUUCAUCAGCUGAUCAGCCAGAGGCCAGUGCUUCAGGUCAAAGUUUAGUUGAUAGAAAUAUGAAUAUUUCAGAAAGUGCUAAUAGUACAUCGUCUUUGACUGAGAACUAUGAUAACAUUCGAAACAAUUUUGUCUCCAUAACUACCAGGUUAGAACAGGAGAUGAAUGAAUUGGAUCAUAGAAUUAACGAUCUUCGGAACAGUUUUCAGGAAAGCAUACGACAGUUGCAAGUGGAGCAUGGAAUUGGAGAGGCUAGUGAUGAACAAAGUUCAAACAGAGAUGUACCUUUGAAUCAACAAGUAACAAGACCUGUCAUCACCGUCACUGGAUGUAGAGAAUCUCAUGACUCAGAGCAAAACCAACCAGGAAACCAGCAAACAAGGGACAGAACCCAUUUACUGGAGACUGCACUCAGAACAUCUGUAUCUAGUCCUAGACAAUCUUUACCAACCCCACCUGUAGUCUCGUCAAACUCAAGCUCCAGGACGGAGGUUUCAUCAUCAUCAUCAUCAUCUAACACAUGGCAGACAUUACAGAGGCAUCAUUUACAUCCACAUUAUUCUGUCAGUAUACUAGACGAUACUAUAAAUAGACCACAUGAUGCUGUACAAAGGGCCAUCAAUCAUACAAUAGCAGGCGCUUUUAUGGGUCGAGGUGAAGCAGCGGUGGCUAGUAAUAUAGUAAACCAGACUUACAGAAUACAGUACUGGGAUAUGGUAGCAAAUGCAGUUCCCGAUAUUUCUGAGGAAAAGGUCAAUAUAAUAGUACCUCAUUGUAAACUUCACAAUGAUGCUAGCUGUGAUAUAUCUCAGGAUGGGACAUUGCUAGCGACCUUUGCACCCAGUCAUCGAGGCUUCCCAGAUGACAACAUUAUGGCUGUGUAUUCACUUUUACCGGAGACAGUUGGCCAGUGUCUGUAUACAAAAAGUUUUGGUCCAAAUGCAAUAUCAGUGAGUAUCUCACCAAGAAAUCAACAUGUGUUAGUAGGAUUAGCAGCCAAGAGGUUGAUAUGGGUCUUCACAACAAAUCAGCUGGUUGGUCAGAUUUAUAAGCUGGAUAAUGCUAAUACUGGAGAAAACUCUACCAAGCAUGUGAUGGAUAUAAUGCAUCCGUGUGAUGUAGACAUCAGGUCACAUGUCAGUGUUAAUUCAGCCAGAUGGAUGCCUACUCCAGGACAUGGACUAGUGUAUGGUACUAAUCGUGGAGAUCUACAGAUAUGUAGACCAGGAUCACUAAAAGUAUCAGAAGAUGAAGAAAGAGCCAGUACCAGCUCAUCUACGAGUCGACGUAACAUACUGCUGGAUCACAUGUUGGGGGGAAUAUCUCGUACUCCAGUGACAGUCAAUAGUAUAGCUACUCAAACACCUGCUGUACGGAGAUCUAUGUCUACACAGACUGAAGAAUCAGAUUCAAGUGUUAUUGUGUAAACAUUGUACAACUUUGUAUUUGUAUGCUCUAUGUAUCUUCUGGAUCACAUGUUGGGGGGAAUAUCUCGUACCCCAGUGACAGUCAACAGUAUAGCUACUCAAACACCUGCUGUACGGAGAUCUAUGUCUACACAGACUGAAGAAUCAGAUUCAAAUGAGGGGCUUAAAGGGGGGUAUCUGCACGGAAGAACGCUAAAUAAAAUUGCCUUUUCACAAUGAACAAACAAUUAAAAGUGUCUUGCACAUUGAUCUUUUUACUGAUUUCACGAAACACAGUGAAUAACUAAACCAUUUUCACCACUGCAAGUGAAAUAAAAAUAGCAAAACACAUAGCACAAAAAUAACCCUUUACCACCCUCCCUUAUGUAUCCUAGCUGUGUAUUACCAAUAUGGAGAGAUUAAGAUACACAUAGUCAGACUACAUAGCUUAUGAAUCACAAUCAGAAGCUUUGAUCUUAUUCCAAUGCCAGUCUGAGCUCCUCACUGUCUUACUGUCAGUAGGAAAUUAUUCAACCAUAAACUGUAAAGCAAGUAAUUUUCGCGUUGAUUUUAUUUUUGCGACUUUGCAAGAAGAAUAAUAUCACAAAUAUAAAUCGUUGCAAAUAUGUAAAUCACUAAAAUAAAUCAUGUGAAAUGGACCAAAAAGGGCUAAACGCAAAAUAAAGUAUCCGCUAAAAAUAGUUGAUUUACAGUAAUAUAUAUACUGUGUCUAGAGUUUCAUGUUAAGCUGUAUUGACAUAAUUAUUGAAGCUACGUAGCUCACUUCUGUAGUCCAAACACCAAAGUCGGACAAAGAGAGAGAAAAGGCAUGUUGUCUUUUAUUAAGGUUGUUAGUGUGAUAGGUUGUAAGAUGUCUUAUACUAAAGUUAAACUACCAAAUACUCAAUUGGUUGUGUGUGUCGAAAAGACUUUAAGAGUAGUCAUGAUAACAUAAAAAGUAGAUUCUAUAUUUUCUGACCCUCUUGUAUAAGUCAUGUAAUUCGCAGCUUCAGAAUUUAACAAUUCUGAGUAAUAUGUAGAGAAUUACAGAUCUAAGACAUUAUUGGUGUACAGAUAUUAGACAAAAAGAUUUUUUUAUAGUGAAGUUCACCAUUGCAAUACCUGAGCUUUGUAUAAGUUUAUAUAUAUCACUGUGACGUCAUAUAGUUAGUUGAAGUUAAAGAUGGACUACAAAGAUUUGUACAGUGGCUUACAUUGUACAUGUAGGUAAUAAUCAAUUUGUUUAUAAAAUUUAGCUUUCAUCUUAGGGAUAUAAGACAUACUCCUGUAUUUUUCAAAAUUUUUGAGAUGCAUUUAAUUUAUUUGUAUGUAUUAAUGGAGUCAAUUGCUUGCCAAAGUUGUAUAGUUAAGGAUGUGUAUUCCCCCUAUAAAUAAUGUGGAUUGAGAUAGCACUGGAAUUUAUUUCUGUAUCAAAUUUUUCAGCUCUAUGCCAUUACAUGUAUAUGAUUACAUUAGAUUUUGGGAACCCACCCACCUUCAAUUUAGGUUUUAGAACCCCCCUAGUUCAUAUUAAAUUUUGUGAAGAUCCUAACCCAUAUAUUUCGAUACAAAUUCGUCAUCCAUCAUCUACUUCUCAAUUAUUAAAUAUGGUAAAUUCUGAAAUUAUUGGGUGCAUUUAUUAUUGAGAUUUUUGAAAACUUUCAUACAGAUAUAUGUACCAGAUAUCAGAAUAUUAAUUCUUAUAAUUGAGAUUCUCCCACAGCAUCAUGAUUGGUUAUAUUAUGAAUCACUGGUCAAUGACCAAAGCAUGGCCUCUCUUCGACAGUCAGUGGGCCCCAACUUUUAAAAAAUUCUGGAUCUGCCACUGUUUACAGUAUACACACCGAUGCAACUUAAAUAGACUGAAAGUUUAUUUUACAUGUUUAAAGAGUUUCAUUAAUUACUUAACACUUUCACUACUGAUGUAAUUUUGUCCGUUUCCGAGGAAAAUUUGCACACCCAGAUUCCACAUUGUUGCAGAAGAUGAAAAAUUAAUGAUUGAUUGAUUUAUUACCUAGAUAUAAUAUCACCCCAUUUUAUCAUAUUUGACAUAUAAAAAAGUGACCCGAUCAUCUAGCAAUCCAUUAUAUGAUGCAGACUUCCAUUUCAAUAUGAUUAUGUACACGUGUUGCUGUGCAAUAUUCUUUUUAUAAUGUAUUUUGUUAAUCAUGUAUGGCAUGUCCAACAAAUUAUUUCAAAGGUUAAGACAAUAAUAUUUCAUUAAAACCAGUUAAUAAACUGUGAAAGUUAUUAAAUUGCUUGAUUUGAUAUUGAAAUGUUGUUGUUAGGGAGCUACCAUUUGAUUUUUAUGGGGGGGCUAGGAUGAAACAUUUUGUCCGGCAUUUUUUUUUAGCUGUAAUCUCUGUCCUGCCUUUUUAUUUUUCACUCUGUUCAGUCCUGCCUUUUUUUUUUUAGUUUAUCCUGACUUUUUUUACCUAAAUUGGCGUCCUGACUUUUUUUUUUUGCAAGUGUCUCAUCCUGCCUUUUUUUUUUACUCAAAACUCCUGUCCUGCCUAUUUUUUUCAAAUUUCAUCCUAGCCCCCCCAUAAAAAUCAAAUGGUAGCUCCCUUAACCAUUUUUGUAACCAUUAAAUAUGUGAAUAGGGCCACAUGUUAGUGCUUGGUAUUUAUUGUAUUAUGAUUUUCCUAUAUUUUGUUUCUAAAUUCAUCAUGUUAUUAAACCAUUUAAAUCUUU
Molecule: messenger RNA, 5916 nt
Organism: Mytilus trossulus (common blue mussel)
Lineage: Eukaryota; Metazoa; Mollusca; Bivalvia; Mytilida; Mytilidae
Product: activating molecule in BECN1-regulated autophagy protein 1-like
Exons: 16
Coding region: 343-3243 (966 amino acids)
Biological process (GO): autophagy
Cellular component (GO): intracellular membrane-bounded organelle
Molecular function (GO): protein binding
Source: RefSeq, a predicted model, not a curated record